GUUUGGGUUUGGCGUUUGCUGCUUAGUGCUUUUGUCAUUCACUCAAGUUAAGUCAAACUCCGACAACCGAAAAGAUGUGCCCGUGUUGAACUGUUUAAUUCAUAAAAACCUAUUUAAUAAAAUCUCAAUUUGAACAGUUAAAUCCAUCAUAAAAACUCUUUAAUAUGUUUUUGGUUUUUAAUAGAAGUGUAGUUGCUUUGUGUUCUUUUAUAUUAUCAGUGAACAUUGAUUCUGUAACGUAAUUGUUUAGUGUUAGUGACUUUAUUCGUAAAAUUUAAAGAUACUUUUUGCCAGUGACGUUCUUUUUAAAAGAUGAAUAUAUCAAUCCUAAAAUAAACCCAAAACUGUAGUUGGUACCGUACUGCAGUGUCAACAUGAAUAUUUGGUUUAAAGGAUUCAGGACGAACUUAAAUUAUUUUAUCUCGGUGUUAUCUCAUUUGCAUGGCAGUACUUGAAAUUUGUGUUUAGGGUCGGUUGGUAGGACUUUUUCAUUAUGAAACGACAAAAGUGAACUAAAAUCGUCACCGUGGAGCAUCUGGUUGGAGGAGGUGGCGCGGGCGGUUUGCUGCCCGGCGCUUCGCCCGCCCAGCAUCCGCCUAAUAUGCUACAGCCUAUGGAGGAAAUGAUUCUACCUCCCAAACGACAAGCUGUUGUAGACCGCUUAAGGCGUAGGAUAGAAACUUAUCGACGACGCCAGUCCGAGUGCGUACCAAGGUUCGAUCAGUCGUUCAGUGGAGCAUGCGAACAGCAAAACCUGGAGACGAGCGCCCUGCAGAAGCGCUUUCUUGAAGGAAAAGCAAAACGGCAAGCCAAGAAAAGCGAGCGCAAACCUGAUCUUCCAGCCAUUUCGAGCAAUCUACAUAGUAGCGUUGUCCAUGUACAACAAAAAUUUGGAUGUGGUGAUUAUGAACCUCCGGCAAAGCUUCAAUGCGGGGGUGGAGGAGUCACUGGCGAGGCACUCACCAAAUUCUCGGUUGAAAUAGUUCAACAGCUCGAGUUCACAACUUCGGCAGCUGAUUCGCAACCGCAGCAGAUAUCCACAAAUGUCACCGUAAAGGCGCUCGCCAAUGCUGUAAAGACCUCUAGCUCUCCGCCCCCGCAGCAGCCCCCGCCGCGGAUCCCCACGCCCUUAGACUGCGAACGAGAGUGCAAGGCCGAAUGUAAAUCUGAAGUUGCAGACGAUGAGUUCGUCGGGCUCGACGAGUGCGCAGCGGCUCUUGAACGCGAUGCGGCUUCAGCAUUCCCCGGCCUCGCAGACCUGAUAGGUGAAGACGACGGCGAUGAUACGUUCGAGGACCUUAUCACUGAAAUAUCCGAGUACCCUGAGUUCAUGAAAGAUUUCGAUUUGGAUGCGGGAAAAUUUAAUGGAGGGGGUAUCGGCUUGGAGCCGCCUGAAGGGGAAACGGCCCCGAGACCGUACGGCGGGGGAGAGAUGUCACCGGCAGCUCAGACUUUGAAGCACAUGGCCGAGCAACACCAGCAGGCGACUGGCGGAGACUGGGCCCGCUACCGAGGCUACGGUUACCGUCCGCGACAUACGCCGCCUCCCAUCGAUCACUUGCAUAUGUCGCAGCAGCAACAGUUGCAUGUUACACAGCCACACCACAACCUACAGGUGUCGGCGGCGCAGCACAUGCAAGUGAGCGGCGCGGGGGGCGGCGGGCACGUGUCAGUGGCUGCCCAGCAGGGCAUGUACGCCAGUUUCCAGCACCAGGGCGCUCCGCCCCAGCAACACCAUCAAGGUAAUGGCUGCGAUUCGUAUUCAAUGUCACAAUCGCAGAGCAUCAAUUUCUCGCAAGCGAUGAGAGCGAGGCAGCCUAGCGCCGCCCAGCAGAACUCCACGCCCGGUCCUGGCCCCACACCGCUCGGUGUAGCAGCAGCGGGUAUAUCGCGAGAGCAACAAGCCAAAAUGCUGCAGCAACAGCAACAACAGAUGCUGCGCGCCCAGCAGCAGCAGAUGAGGCCGCCGCCGCCGGAAUACAAGGCGCGGUACGGCGGUGUGGGUGGCGCCGUGGGGGGUUCGGUUGGGGGGCCAGUGGGGGGCGCGGUGGGGGGCAUGCGUCGUGCGGCGCCGCGCCCCUACCCGCAACACCCGCGCCAGUACUCGCCCGAGUGGAGGCACGUGCUCAUGCAGCAGCAAGCUGCAUCCAGACAACAGUUCCCUCAUCAUCACCAAGGUUUCGGCAUGGGCGGUGGCAUGGGCGGCGGCAUCACCCAGCAACAGCAGCAACAGAUGCAGCUGCAGCAGGCGCGCUUGCAACAACAACAGCUCAUGCAGCAUCAGCAGCAGAGGACUUCAAGUCAACAGUCCCCUAUGUCCCAUCUCAUUAUGCAACAAAACCAAAUGAUGAGCGUGCAAGGACAGAUACCAAACAUCCACAUGAGCCAGUCUCAGAACAUGUCGAUGCAGCAGGGCGGGCUGGGAGGCAUGGGCGGCCACCAGGGCAACCCCAUGCACGCCCAGACCGGCCCCAUGCCGACCUCGAUGAUGGCCCAGAACGGUCCCGUGCAGACGCAGGCCAACGGACCUCAACAUUCGUUUCCCUCACUCCACAACACGUCUUCCUUCGCGGGACAAACUGCAGACUUCAACCUGGACUUCCUCGACAACAUGCCUUCCACUGACGCGAGCAACAUCACGGCCCAAGAGCUGCUCAACUCUAUAGACAAUUCGUUUUUGAACGACAUCCUUUAAGUAGUGUCCGCGUGCCCCCCCAACGCCCCGACCCCCGCGACUCGUGGCGGCGCGGCUCGCUAUGCGUUCGGAAACUGACCAAUUCGAAAUGUGACCAAAGUAAUGAAAUAGAAUUUAACCGCCAGCUUUCGGCUGGAGCGACGUUACCGGAGAGCCGGCGACAUUAAUAUCUCGAUGUAUCAUGUCUUGGACCAUGUUCUUUGUAGACUUUUUACUGUAAAAACAUCUUUGCUUAGUAUUUAUGACUAUUAUUAUUGUAAGUAGUUCUUUUACGUGUAAUCGAUCGUUCGUUCGACGUAGUGGUAGGGACGUAACUAUCAACGUUAGACUUAUACAUUCUCCUUUAAUCUAAAUCUUUAUUUUAGCUGCAGAGUAGCAUAAUGUAUAUUUAUUACAGAAUAUAUUAUGUAGUUUUUAAGGAGAUAGCACAAAAGACACUUCCCUAUUUUAUUAUUUGUUAAAUUAUUUAUCAAUGAACUCAGAUCGACGGGGCAAUACUUCGAAGUCUUCAUUUCGGAAAUCUCGUGUUGAAUGUUUUAUUUAUUUUCUUAUGAUUGGGACUUCCAUUCGUUGCUUCCUCGGGGCUAUCACAAAUUUUCGAAUCGAGUUUGUUGCGAGUGUUAUGCGAAUAGAGUUGCAUUCGGAAAGUGACCGAUAGUGAUGUCAGUACUAUGUGAUCUAUCAUUCUAAAAUGCUUUUCACUAUGGCUGAAUAUUGAUACUACUGAAAAUAUCGAUUUACAUGUUGUCGAGGUAGAGAAGCGGUACAAAGCUUUACAUUUGUCUGAUUUAAAAAAAAACAUUUUUUUUUUGUUAAAUAUAAUUUUUCUUAGUUUCGCUGGUUUAAAGUGUUUAAACACAUUCACCUAACAUAAGACACGAUGGUUUUAAUUUAAAAAUUGAUUUAAAAAAAAAAACGAAUCAGCCUUAUUGCAUAUGACAAUGCUGAACAUUUUCUUUAUACCAUUUUUUUAAUAGCGUAACGCAUAGCGUUUUAUUGUACAAAAAAAUAUUAUCGGAAAUAGUAUAUAUUUUUUUCAUAAAGGCUCUUACUUACCUGUGUCCUUUUCUGUAACCAAGACAAAGUGUAUGCAUAAUUAGACUAAUAUGGGUUAAGCAGCUAAAAUGUGUAAGCGAAAUCCACUUUCACAAUUUAUAAUAUUACAGUGUCUAUGUAUUUUAUAAUUAAAAAACAAACAAAAAAACGUUACAACAUUAAGCAACUGUAACUGUGACUGUGCUUAAAACAUAAAAAAUCUAUUUCCCGAUUUUUUAGAUAUUGAUCAGUACUGACAGUUCUGUAAUUUCUGAAUGCGCUCUCGAUAUGGCCACUGAGUUUCCUCUGAAGCCGCAGCCGUGUAGUCAGGAUCGGUUGGAAUGACGUAUGAUAUUAGUUAAGUUGAAAAUGUUACGAGAUGUUUGUGUGAGAGAGUGAAGCAGUCACGUUUGUAUCCGCCUCAAAACGACCCGACUUUUAUUUUAUAGUGCAAAUUGUAAAUUUAUAUUGGAGGAUUUUUAUCAUUCCUGUACCUAAGAUAUAAUAGUAGAUUAUACUGUGAUGUCGGUCUCAACGGUCAAUAGGUGAAUAUAGUAUCAAUUAUUAUAAUAAAUAUUUGUUAAUUGUUAAGGAUCUCAUUGUAUCAUUUUAGAUUGGGGUUUUAAGGGAUUCCGGGAAUAGCAGACCGUUAUGUCGUUUUAAUAGUAUUCUUUGAAUGAUGCGACUUCGGGUCACGCGAGAAUGGAAUGUCAAGUGUUUUAGUAUAUUUCGAAAUAUACUUGUAUUUGUCUUGUGUAAAUAAUUUGUGAUGGGGUUGUUAAACAACUUGUUCUAAAUGAAUUGUAUCUAAAUAUUAUUAUUGUUUGUGAAAUUAAUUAUAAAUUAAACAAAAUACUUCAGCUCUCUGUAUGUAGUAGAUAAAAGAAUCCACAGCUAAACCAAUUAUUGUGAAUGACAGUAACAUUCCAGAGCCAUUGUUAACAAUGUUUUAACUUUAGGACCAAUUUUUGAAUGUUCUUUUGAAAAUAAUAUUGCAUAUUGAACGAAAA
Bombyx mori (domestic silkworm) is the source of this 4740-nucleotide messenger RNA. Its product is annotated as neurogenic protein mastermind. The record is from RefSeq and is a predicted model, not a curated record. Gene Ontology annotation, molecular function: transcription coactivator activity. Gene Ontology annotation, biological process: Notch signaling pathway; positive regulation of transcription of Notch receptor target. Gene Ontology annotation, cellular component: nuclear speck; nucleoplasm. The coding region runs from base 602 to 2695 and encodes 697 amino acids. NCBI's taxonomy places the organism in Eukaryota, Metazoa, Arthropoda, Insecta, Lepidoptera, Bombycidae. The transcript has 9 exons.